GUGGGCCGUGUGUGCGCGCGCGCGCUUUUGAGUGUGUUCCGUUCCAAAGCGCAGGGCGAUGUGCAAGAAUAGAUUUAUGGGGUGUGAGGGGAACUGCAUUUGAUGUAUGCGGUGCGAAUACGUACGAGUACACGAGUCAGUCUUGUUAAUCCGGUUGGCUACGCUAAGCGUUUGAAGAAAGCUACUGGCGGAACGAGAGGAUCACCCUGCAAAGAGUCGGCUCGAAGCCGGCGUGCAAUCGCCCUGUAGGCGGUGACCAAGGAAGAAAUCCCAAAAUCGGUCCCGAAUCUGUUUUCAGGUCAAGAUGAUAGUACAUUUAAUACAUAUCCCGUGGCUAUGCUCCACGUUGAUGCUCGCAUCAUUGGUACACUCAGCACAUGACAGCGAGAAGAUGAUGAAGAUGAAGAUUAAGAGGAGCUCCCACGUGAAAGGCAACCUGGCCAGUUUCGUGUCCCUUCCUUGCCAAUAUUCAAUGCUGGCCACAUUCCCGCCCUCUAACCACUCCUUCCAGGAAUCUCCACGCAUCAAGUGGACGAAAAUAGAGGAGGGCAAAGAUGGUAAAAUCAAGAAAGAAACUUUAAUUCUAGUGGCGCAUAACGAUGUGAUAAAAAUUGCUGCUGACUAUGACGGACGGGUGGCCGUGCCCAAGUACCCUGCGGUUCUGAGUGAUGCCACGUUGACCAUCUGUCGUCUACGGGCUAGCGACAGAGGGCUUUACCGCUGUGAGGUGAUGAUCGGCAUUGAGGAUGAGCAGGACACUGUCUCGUUAGAUGUCAUCGGUGUUGUCUUCCACUACCGGGCAGCCCUGAGCAGGUACUCUCUGAACUUUGAAAUGGCCAAGAAAGCAUGCCAGGACAACAGUGCCACCAUUGCAACUCCUGAACAGAUUCAGUCAGCUUACGAAGAUGGGUUUGAUCAAUGUGAUGCCGGCUGGCUUUCUGACCAAAGUGUCAGGUAUCCAAUUACCAAACCCAGACCCGGGUGUUAUGCAGAUAAGAAAGGACAACCAGGUGUGAGAACAUAUGGUCUACGAGAUCCCAACGAGACAUACGAUGUGUACUGUUAUGUUGGAGACACACACGGGAACGUGUUCCACAUCUCAGCGCCAGGAAAGCUGACGUUUUCAGAAGCCAAGUUGGAAUGCAGGCGCAGGAAUGCUCGGUUGGCUACCACGGGUCAGUUGCACGCCGCGUGGAAGCAAGGCCUGGACCGCUGUGACUAUGGCUGGCUGGCGGAUGGCAGUGUGCGUUACCCCAUCGUCCAUGCCAGGAUUCAGUGUGGAGGGGGGCUGGUCGGAGUGCGGACCAAGUACCGAUAUGACAACAGGACUGGGUUUCCGGAUCCUAACACAAAAUUUGAUGCCUACUGCUUCAGAGGAAGACCUGUAAGGGUGAAAAUACCGCAGAGAGUUUUGGAACCAAAGGUGGUUCAUGAAACUGCAGCUAAUCUGACAAUCGAGAAGGUAGAAUCAGAUGCUACUUCCACUCAUGUUGUGAAGUUUGGAAAAGAGACCAUCUCUCAAGGUUAUAGUACAGCUCCAAGUGGAACAUCAAGGCCUGAGGAUGAAGCCACUGUAAAAUUAUCAGUAGCUGGAGUAUCCACUGAUGAAGACAGAUUGAAAGUGUCUAUUGCUGAAGGACAGGUUACUGGACAUGGUGAGGAACUAACCAGACAUUUACACACACCAGCCCUCCCAGCCUCAUUCAAACCAUCAUCCAGGCUUGAAGCUCAAAGUGUAAGUAGUCUCACCGAAGAGGAAGGAAAAGUUCAAGUGAACACAGUCUCCACAGCUGCAGUGGAGGUUACAAAGGAUGAUGAAGAUAAGCUAAAAUUACCUGUAGCUACCAGCACUGCAGCAAGCUCGGAAGGAGCCAUCCAGAUCAGUGAUGAACCUACGAGCAGCACACAACUGGCAGACAUUGGUGCAGGGGAAAUAAUAAUCAAAUGUGCAAACAAGAGCACUCAGACAAUGAGAGUAGAGGACCAAACACCUGCGACAACUGCUAUUGUGACGGCAGCUAGCGUCCGUGAAUCAGUUUUGAUUGAGGAUGAAAAAGUUCAGAAUGAAACCUAUGAGGAAACAAAAGUUAAAGAGGAUGGCAAAUUUGUUGCGUCACCUGUAUCUCCGGUUUCAGCCAUGUCCGGAGUGCAUGAGCCUCUGACAGACUUGCCCCCUACAGUAUCCUUUGACCGCACUUAUGGGGUAACAAGAGAUCCUGACAGCAAGAAGAUUGUGUUGAUAGAUUCAAUGGGUACCUCGGCAAUGGCCUCCGAUGUAAUAUUCCCAUCCACAACAGAACAAGGAGAGGCCAAGCAUGUUGAAACAGUUACUUGGACAGAAACCAGCCCACUAACGACUUUAACUCAAAGUGAAACGGGUGACAUAGUGCUUGUCCCAGGAAGAGUAAGUGCAGUGACAAUUGAACAAGCAAUCUUGCCAUCCACCUUUUCAACAGUAAAACCAACAGCAUCCGCACCUCAAGUGCGCAUUGUUGAAGGUGAAGGGCCAACUCUAUCAGUGUCGGACACCAGCAAGAUAAGUAUGACAGAAAUGGAAUCCCCCUCUUCAGAGAUUGUAUCCAGUGGAGAUCCUGAAGCUGUUCAUAUUGAGUCAACUAAAUCUGUUGAAAAAUCCUCGGUUCAUUCAGUUACUUUUGAACCUCAGCAAUCAACUCUGCAUCACACAUCUAUCUCACCAGAAGGUACUGUGAAAAUCUCACCAGCCAAGCAUCAGCCUGGGAGCACCAUUGUGGAUGACUUUGUUACUAGUCAGGUACCAGCAUUAUCCACGGACUCUGCAUUAGUGGAGGAAACCGGGCCUCCUGUGUCAUCAUCGUUGGGGGUUUCUAGCGAGAAAGAUUUGUAUCAGAUCAGUAUGCCUGAGGCAGGCAAACCAAGAGUGACAAUCUCAACUGAAGGUCAAUGGAUUACGGAAUUUCACUCAGUUCCAGAUCGAGAUAGGCAGCAGGAGAAUGGCACAAAAUAUAUCGAUGAGGUUGCCAAGGAAAAGCAACCUGAAUCUGUAAGUUAUAUCACACUUCAACCAACGAAAGAUCAAAGUGAAGUGCACACUGCUGUUCCGGGUUUUGAACUUUCACCUGAAGUAGAUGUAACAACUGGGUUAUCCCUGAAUGAAUCGACAGGUGAUACUGGAACGGUCCUAAUGACCAGAGUUGUAAGUACUCAAAUAAAAGAGGCUGAAGAAAUGAUUCAUUUAUUUGAAAAUGGUCAUAAGGUAUCAUUUGAGACCCUAUCACCUGCAUUUGAUGAGAAAAAUCACACGUAUGAUAUUGUUGCCACCAUAGAAACUUCCGAGGCAAAAAGUGAAGAUCAUAUUACAACAAUAAUAACACCUCAGGAAUCAUUGUUAUCUGAUUUAAUGACUGUGGUUAAAACUCACCCAGAAGGACCAACACAAAUUGGUUAUGAAGGAACCAGUGCAGAUGUUCCCCAGUAUACAUCUUCACCAGCCGAAAGUUCGACCGGUGCAAGCCGUCAGGAAGAGCGAGAAGCCACUACAAUAAAAAGGACUCCCUUUGAACAAAUGACCGAAGAGGUCAGUGUGAUGACCCAAUACCCAUCAACACCCCAUUUUGAGGAGAAGGUUGAGUGUGAGCCAGAGAAAGCAAGAUCCCACCACCCUGGCUUAAUAAAGGAGACGACUCCUGAAAUUGAAAUACAAAGUUCUGCUAUAUUGCACAAUGAAUCAGUUGUCUCUACAGCCACAGAAGAAGAGAGGGAGGGUUCUGGUAUAAUGGAGGCAACUGUGGCCAAACACGAGGAAAUGACGGCAACCUUUCAAACACCAGAACCUGUUCAUAUCGAAGUCGUUUCCACGGCAAUUGUUACCACCCCUCAGGUCAUCGUGACAUCAAAAACAUCAACCAUAACAGCACCUUCUGCUGAAAUUAGUCCAGAUUCUGGUCUUUCUGUGCUAAAGCAUGACAUUAAAGCUACUGAGAAACCUAAGCAGUUAGCGACAAGUGCAUCUCCAAUUAUUAUUGAAAAUGAGCCCGGUGAGACAACAGCAGAAGAGACUGUAAUCAUCGGUGAAUCAGUUACCCAGCCUCCUGCUGUCUUGGAGAUUGGUUUAACUGACACUGUUUCACCACUGGAUAUUGAUAGUGAAUACUUCACUGCUCCAACCUCCAGAACAAAGCUGGUAUCGACAGCCUCAAAACCUUCACUUCCACACCCUAAGGCCACUCAGCUAGCCCCAUCAGCCAUCUCAUCAUCAGCUACAGAUUCCACGGCCCCGUUGGAAACCAGGGAACCACAAAAGGCUGUGGCUAUUGAUGAAAAAUUAAUUGUUAGCACAGCAGCACAGAAGCAAGUGUCAACAGAUCAAGAUCUUGUAGCAGGAGAACCUGAAGUUGAGAAAUCUACUCCAACAGAGCCACUGCCAUUAUCAGACAGACAGUCAACAGAAAGUCUGACUAAACCAGUGCAUUCCAAGAUACACGUCGUGCACAUUCACAUUGAUGUGGGAGAAGCAGGCAGUGGAGUGCCAGACUUGUCGGACUUCUUCCUACCACAAGUGCCCACAGCAGCUCCCAUUGAAGACGGCCAGCCGCCUCUUAGCUUUAUUCCUGGGAAGACUCGGAUGGAAUUUGACCCGCCAUAUGGGAAGCUGGACGGCGAGGAGGCCAGGGGAGACCAGGUUGAAAAGGUAUCUCCCAGUUUAAGUGCAAUACAAGAUUUGGAUAAUACAGAAAAGUACACUGAAAUGGAGGAGUAUUUGACAAUUGAGAGCAAGACUGCUGAAACUGAGGAUUUGGGAAUUUCCACAGAAAGACCAAAAGUAGUUUCCAGUGCUGAAAGUCCAGCUGAACAUACUGCAACUUUUGGAGUUACGGAGGACCAGAUGAAAAUUCAUUUUGGCGCAGAAGGUCCUUUUGAGAGAGAGCAUUGGCUCAUCUCACCGGCCACCCAUGAUACGGACUUACCGCGAGGUAUAACUGACUCAAUAGAAGUGGAACCGCACCUCCUUGGAAUUGUUACAACUGCAUCAGAAGACAUUACUUCACCCAAAUCUACCGUGAGGAUUACAACUGAAGGCAGCAUUUCACAAGAAGCAUUUGAUAAAGAAGUGGUUGAGGGUUCUGGCGAAGGGCAUAAACCAGCUUCAGACAAUCUGAGUGAAACCUCAGUGAAGCCAGUUACUGUAAGGAAACCAGAAAUAUAUUCAAAAAUCAUUGGAAAAGGCUCAAUAGAAGAAAUAGCAACACCGACUGAAAUGCACGCUGAAAUUUUAAUGAUGUCUACACCAUACAAACCCGGAGAUGCAGAAACAGUAGGUCUAUCACCUAUUACAAAGUUAACCGUCUCUCCCAGUAUUACUGUGCCAUCUUUAACCGAGGAAGAUCGAGGCGUUAUCUCGCAACAACAAACCAAAGAUGUCACUGAAUUAUAUGACAGUAGCGAUCGCAAGACAUUAAAGUCUGAAGAAAGAACAGAAGAACUAAAAUAUGAAAUAGGAUCCACUCCACCAAUCAAGAUGAUAACAAGCAGCUUUGCAGUUGUUACCGACAAACCUGCACUGGAUUCUUCAACAUCAAUAAAACCCACUGAGAAGAAAGUACAGCAUACUGAGAAAAUGGAAGAAGCCCCAAGCAUAGAAACAGAGAUCGGUUCUGGUGAAGUUCUGACCAAGGAUACAAUGAUUUUAUCACUGACGGAGAUUCCCACAGUGAUUGUUGAAAAGGAAAUCUUGAACACAUCUAUUUCAGUAACAAAAGCAGUGGGUGAAGGAGUUCACCAUGAUGACCUUGCAACAACCUUUGAAAAUAAAACUGAAGCAAUCACGCCAGAAGAAACAUUAGUGGUCCCUGAGCGCAAAACCAUCCCAGGCAAAGCACUCACGGAACCUCCACCAACUGAUGAGCAUGCUAUAACAGAAAAAAUUUCAGUCAAACUACCUGUCAUCCAAGAGUUUGAGAGUUCUGGUGAAGAAAGGUUUACAAGUGGACACGUUCAGUCUGAUCCAGAUCUUUCCACACUGGAGGUGAGCAGCACUGUGUCUCCAGUGACGAGCAGAACUGCACUGGAUGGGAAAACUCUGCACACCGCUGUGCCAGUGCUGCCUGGUCGAGGGACUGCAACACCUGAGGCACAGAGCGAGAAAGAAGGUUUACUGGUAGAAGUCCACACACAGGUGCCAGACACGUUGGCCACAACAGUUGUGGUUGGUGAUAAGGAAGCCAGAUCAACAUUGGCUUUAAUGGCAAGCAAAAUGGACGAAGGUGAACUUCCUGUCACUGCAACCCCAAUAAUUAAAAAAAAGUCCCAGGAAACCACAUUGGAAACUGCUUCAGACAUCACUGUAAUCAAAACCAUCCCAGAGAAAGUAGUUACGUCAUCAACUGUGAAACCUCCAGCAGCUGAUGAAUCUGAUAGAACGGAGAAAAAUUCCAUCAAAUUUCCUCUUUCUCCAGAGUUUGAGAGUUCUGGUGAAGGAAUGUCCACAAGCGGUCAGUUUGAUCCAGGUCUUUCCACACUGGAGGUGAGCAGCCCCUUAUCUCCAGUGACGAGCAGGAUUUCACUGGUUGGGGAAUCCCAGCACACUGUUGUUCCAGCAGCAACCAGUCGAGGGAUUGGAACAACCAUAUCUAGAUUAUCUGAGGCACACAGAGAGAGGGAAGGUUUACUGGUACAGGUGUCAGACACAUCGUCCACAUCAGUUGUGGAAACCUUAUCUACGUUAGAUUCAGUGACAAGAAAAAUGGACGAAGGAGAACCUUCUGUCACUGCUACCUCAGUAAUUAAAAAAAAGUCUGAAGAAUCCACAUCAGAAAUCCCAUCAGUUGCCACUGUAAUCAAAACUAUACCAGAGAGAGUAGAUACGUCAUCAACUGUGAAACCUCCAGCUAUUGUGGAAUCAUUAAUUACAGAGAAAGUUUCAGUUAGAGACAUUGCUUCUGCAGAAUUUGAGAGUUCUGGUGAGGGACCGAUCACAUCCAAACAAAUUAUUGACUCUGGUCCUGAUCUUUCCACUGUAGAAAUGAGCUCGACUGUUCGACCAGUGACUGCUAAAGUGCCGGUGGAUGAGGAAGCGCUCCAUAGCACGGCUACAGUGGCAGGUGAGAGAGGGGAGGAAUAUUCAGGGUCUGGAAUGAUGGAGACACCCACAGAGAUGGAAGGUGUGCCGGUCAAAGUCCACACACAAGCAGCAGACACGUCUACAGCAACAGUUGUGAUUGGGGACAGGGAGACCAAGUAUCCUUUAGUGUCCAUCCCCAGUGAAUUGGAAGAGGGAUUUCCCCGUGAUACUGUUACUCCUGUCAUUGAAAAAGCAUCUCAAGAAUCCACAUCAGAAGUUCCAUCAAUGAUCACUGAGAUCAAAACCAUCAGAGACAAAGUGCAGAUCAAGUCAACUGUGAAACCUCCAGCAAUUGAUGAAGCUGGUAUAGCAGAGAAAAUUUCCAAAUUCCCUCUUUUUCCAGAGUUUGAGAGUUCUGGUGAAGGAAUGUUUACAAGUGGACACACUGGUCGGUUUGAUCCAGGUCUUUCCACACUGGAGGUGAGCAGCCCCCUGUCUCCAGUGACAGACAGGACUUCACUGGAUGGGGAAUACCAGCACACUGCUGUUCCAGCAGCAACCAGUCGAGAGCCUGGAACACCCACAUCUGGGUUACCUGAGACAGACAAACACAGAGAAGGUUUACCGGGAAAAGACCACACACAGGUGCCAGACACAUCAGCUGCAACAGUUGUGGUUGGUGAUAUGGAAACCUUAUCUACAUUAGAUUCAGUAACAAGAAAGAUGGACGAAGGAGAAACUUCUGUCACUGCUACCUCGGUAAUUAAAAAAAAGUCUCAAGAAUCCACAUCAGAAACUCCAUUAGUUAUCACAGAGAAAAUAGUUACAUCAUCAAUUGUGAAACCUCCAGCAACUGUAGAAUCUGGAAUUACGGAGAAAGUUUUAGUUAAAGAACUUCGUCCUCCAGAGUUUGAGAGUUCUGGUGGCGAACUGUUCACUUCCAAAGGAAUUCAUCAGUUUGGACCUGAUCUUUCCACCUCAAGAAUGACUUCAACUGUUUCACCAGCAACGGGUAAAACUUUAGUGGAUGAGGGAGCUCCGCAGAGCACUGCUACAGCAGCACAUGAGGGAGAAGAGGAACUUUCAGGGUCUGGAAUGAUGGAGACACCCACAGGGAUGGAAGGUGUGCCAGUCAAAGUCCAGACACAAGCAGCAGACACGUCUGCAGCAACAGUUGUGAUUGGGGACAGGAAGACCAAGUAUACUUUAGUGUCCAUCACCAGUGAAUUGGAAGAGAGAUUUCCCCAUGAUACUGUUACUCCCGUCAUUGAAAAAGCAUCUCAAGAAUCCACAUCAGAAGCUCCAUCAAUGAUCACUGAGAUCAAAACCAUCAGAGACAAAGUGAAGAUCAAGUCAACUGUGAAACCUCCAGCAAUUGAUGAAGCUGGUAUAACAGAGAAAAUUUCCAAAUUCCCUCUUUUUCCAGAGUUUGAGAGUUCUGGUGAAGGAAUGUUUACAAGUGGACACACUGGUCGGUUUGAUCCAGGUCUUUCCACACUGGAGGUGAGCAGCCCCCUGACUCCAGUGACGGACAGGACUUCACUGGAUGGGGAAUACCAGCACACUGCUGUUCCAGCAGCAACCAGUCAAGAGACUGGAACACCCACAUCUGGGUUACCUGUGAGACACACAGAAGGUAUACUGGUAAAAGUCCACACACAGGUGCCAGACAUGUUGGCCACAAAAGUUGUGGUUGGUGAAAUCAGAUCUACGAUAGAAUCAAUGGCAAGAGAAAUGGAUGAAGGAGAACCUUCUGUCACGGCAACCCCAGUAAUUAAAAAAAAGUCCCAAGAAUCCAUGUCAGAAACUUCAUUGGCUAUCACAGAGGGCAAAAUGAUCCCAGAGAAAGUGGUUACAUCAUCAACUGUGAAACCUUCUGCAAUUGUGGAGUCAGGAAUUACGGAGAUUGUUUCAGUUAAAGAAGUCCUUCCUUCAGAGCCCGAGAGUUCUGGCGAAGAGCUGUUCACUUUCAAAGAAAUUCAUCAGCUUAGUCCUGAAAUUCCCACCUUCGAGAUGACCUCAACUGUUCUGCCAGUAACUGGUAAAAUGUUAGUGGAUGAGGGAGCUCUCCACAGCAUGGCUACAGUGGCAGGCGAAGGUGAGGAGGAACUUUCGGGGUCUGGAAUGAUGGAGACACACACACAGAGGGAAGGUGUGCCGGUCAAAGUCCACACACAAGCAGCAGACACGUCUGCAGCAACAGUUGUGAUUGGGGACGGGGAGACCAGGUAUGCUUUAGUGUCCAUCCCCAGUGAAUUGGAAGAGGAAACUCCCCGUGAUACUGUUACACCUGUCAUUGAAAAAGCAUCUCAAGAAUCCACACCAGAAGCUCCGUCAGUGAUCACUGAGAUCAAAACCAUCAGAGACAAAGUGGAGAUGAAGUCAACUGUGAAACCUCCAGCAGCUGAUGAAUCUAGUAUAACAGAGAAAAUUUACAUCAAAUUUCCUCUUUCUCCAGAGUUUAAGAGUUCUGGUGAAGGAAUGUCCACAAGUGGACACACUGGUCGGUUUGAUCCGGCUCUUUCCGCACCGGAGGUGAGCAGUCCCCUGUCUCCAGUGACGAGCAGGACUUCAUUGGUUAGGGAAACUCUACACACUGCCGUUCCGGUGCUACCUGGUCUAGGGUCUGGAACACCCACAUCUGGAUUACCCGAGUCACAGAGGGAGAGAGAAGGUGUACCGGUAAAAGUCCACACACAGGCGACAGAGACAUUGACCACAACAGUCCUCAUUAGUGAUAUUGAAACCAGAUCUGUAGCAGAUUCAGUGACAAGAGAAAUGGAUGAAGGAGAACCUCCUGUCACUGCUACCCCAGUAACGAAAAAAAAGAUCCAAGAAUUCACAUCAGAAAUCCCAUCCAUCAUAACUGAGAUGAAAACCAUCCCAGAGAAAGUAAUCAUGUCAUCAACUACGAAACCUUCAACUAUCUUGGAAUCUGGGAUAACAGAAAAAGUUCCAGCUAAAGUGGUUCCUGAAUUGGAGAGUUCUGGUGAAGGACAGAUCACUUCCAAACAAAUUGUUGAGUUUGGUCCUAAACUUUCCACCUUAGAAAUUAGUUCAGCUGUUCCACCAGUGACUGGUAAGAAGUUAGUGGAUGAGGAAAGUCUUCAGAGCACUAGCACCGUGGCACUUGAGAGAGAGGAUGGAUUUUCAGGGUCUGGUAUGAUGGAGAUACACACACACAGGGAAGGUGUGCCAGUCAAAGUCCACACACAGCCAGCAAUGGUUGAGUUUGGGGACAGGGAGACCAGAUUAGUGUCCAUCCCCAGUGAAACAAAAGAGGGAGUUCCCGGUGAUACUGUUACACCCGUCAUUGGAGAAGCAUCUCAAGAAUCUACAUCAGAAUCUCCACCAGUGAUCACUGAGAUCAAAACCAUCAAACUGGAGAUCAAGUCAACUGUGAAACCUCCAGCAACUGAUGAUUCUGGUACAACGGAGAAAAUUUCCAUCAAAUCCCCUCAUUUUCCAGAGUUUGAGAGUUCUGGCGAAGGAAUGCCUACAAGUGGACACACUGGCCGGUUUGGUCUGGCUCUUUCCACACUGGAGGUGAGCAGCCCCCUGUCUCCAGUGACGAGCAGGACUUCAUUGGUUAGGGAAACUCUACACACUGCCGUUCCGGUGCUACCUGGUCUAGGGUCUGGAACACCCACAUCUGGAUUACCUGAGGCACAGAGAGAGAGAGAAGGUGUACUACUAGAAGUCCACACACAGGUGUCAGACACAGUGACUGCAACGUUUGGCAUUGGUGAUAUUGAAACUGGAUCUGAAGUAGACUCCGUGACAAGAGAAAUGGAUGAAGGAGAACAUCCUGUCACUGGUAACCCAGUAAUUAAAAAAAAGAUCCAAGAAUUCACAUCGGAAAUCCCAUCCAUCAUAACUGAGAUGAAAACCAUCCCAGAAAAAGUAGUCAUGUCAUCAACUGGAAGACCUUCAACUAUUGUGGAAUCUGGGAUUACAGAAAAAGUUCCAGCUAAAAUGGUUCCUUUUCCUGAAUUGGAGAGUUCUGGUGAAGGACAGGUCACCUCCAAACAAACUGUUGAGUUUGGUCCUAAACUUUCCACCUUAGAAGUGACCUCGACUGUUCCUCCUGUAACCGGUAAAACACUGGUCGAUGAAGAAACUCUCCAGAGCAGAACUACAGUGGCAUAUGAGAGCGAGGUGGAAUUUUCCGGGUCUGGCAUGGCAGAGACACACACACAGAGGGAAGGUGCGCUGGUGGAAGUCCAUACAGAGCCAACAGACACACCUACAGCAACAGCUGAGACUGGCAAUAUGUUAGUGGAUGCUACUGUGACCCAUGAGAGAGGGGAGGAAUUUUCAGGGUCUGGAAUGAUGGAGACACACUCACAGAGGGAAGGUGCGCUGGUGAAAGUUCACACAGCACCAGCAGAUAAGUCUGUAGUAACAGUUGUGAUUGGGGAUAAGGAAACCAAAGAGAGGUUAGAGUCGAUCACAAGCACAAUGGAAGAAGAUGUUCCCCAUGAUACAAUUACACCUGUCAUUGGAAGAACAUCUGAAGAAUUUACAUCCAAAACACUAGCAGUAAUCAAUUUAACUAUGAAACCUCCAUCAAUUCCUGAUAUAACAGAGAAUGAUUUGGACAAAAAUCCUUCUCUCCUGGACAUUGGUGAAAGUUCUGGUGCAGAGGACUUUAAAGUCAGGGGAGUAAUUGACUUCUCUUCUGAUGUUACUCCUUCUGAAAUUAGUAGCCAAACAGUUACCCUAUUGAACAAAUCUUCUUUGGCUGUGGAAGCGCUCCAUCCUAUGGUUACAGCUGCAUCUGGAACAGGGGAAGGGACCUCCACAUCUGGGCCAAAGAGCCACACAGGGGUGGGAGAUACAUUGGUGGCAACAGACCUUGGAUCAGAAGACAGAUUCCCAGCAAUGGGUUUCGAUGGCGAAGGAGAAGACAGAUCUGUAUCGGUUCCAGCCCCAGGUGUAAUAGGCGAGGAUGCUCACCCUGCUAUUGUAACACCGCCGUUUGAACAAUCCACGUCUACAGCAACCACAGGCAGUACAAUGAUUGAACGAAUACAAGGGAUCAUGGUUACAGAGCCUUCUGAGAUACCACCAGUAGCCAGUGCAACAGAGAAGGACUCACAGAAACAGGCCCCUUCUUCAGUUGUAAGGGGUUAUGGUGAAGAAGCAUCAUCUUCCAAAGACUUUACCAAGACUUCAGCUUCAGGUUUGACAGGUGCUGUAACAUUAGGUGCAAGUGUUCCAACUGAUAAGGGAGUCCUCCAUACUGACAUUACCCUGGCAAUGGAAGAAGUCAUGUCUGCAAAGCCUGAAGCACACACAAAAUCAGCCGAAGGAUCCACUGCAUCAAUAAUAGAGAGAGCUACAGAGAUUCAGUCCAGGGAAGUUGAAAGUUCAGGUGAAGAAAUUCUCACCAUGACUGUUCAAACAUCUGUCCUGGGUACUUCUGACAUAGGUACCAAGGCCAAGGAUAUCACUUCGGAGCCCAGCCGGCAAAUUUCAGUGACAAGGAAACCAACAGCAAUACCAUCGACGGACUCCUUAGUUGAAAUUACAACCACAAGUAAGAAACUUACAGAUGUUGAACUGAAGUCUGAGAUGAGUACGGUGGGACUAAAACUAAAGGCAGUGUCAGAAGGAAGUGUUGAGUCAGUUCAGUCAGAAGAAGGAGGAAGCAGUGAAAGUGAAGAAGACUCAAGUGAGAGGACAGUGCAGAAAACAAAAGAAUCUACAGGAGAAGGAUUAAGCACAGGUUCAAUAAUUGAACAGGAGAGCUCUGGUGAAGAGGAAAGUCAGCCGAUCACCAUCGCUGCACAUGUCAUUUCAACACUGGGAACACGAGAGAAAACAGAACAUAAAUCACAACCGACUGAAACAUACGAUAGGCGUUCUUUAUCUCCCAGGGAACCAUCAUUAGGUGUUCAAGAAGGAGUCAGUACAUUGACUGAAGAAGUAAGUCCUUCUACCUUAACAGCGAUAAAGUCGGAUGAUCAGCCUUCCACUCAUUCUAUUCCAUACCUGACAAGUAAAGAGCUUUUAUCAACACCUGUCCCAACUGAAGGGGUAAAUGAUGGAUUUCAACCUAGACUGGUUCAACCAGUAAGCACCAAAGAAGGUGAUCUCAUGAAUUAUACCCAAGUCAUCCAGAGCAUUGAAGAUAGUCAAAUGGAUCACAGGAAAUUUGGAAUUAUGUUGCAAACAGUUAAACAACGGCUGAAGGAUGGGAUGACAGAGCCUUCAGUGAAGACACCAACAUGGUCACCUGUCUUCCUUGAAGAAGAUGAUGACAAGCUGCCUGCAUAUGGGAUUGGUGUUGGCUCUCCUGAAAAUAUUAGCAUCAUUUAUAUUAAUGGGAAGGACAGUGGCAUGAGUAUUAUGGAGGAACAGAAGAUUGGGACCACCACAAAAUCGGACGGUAUGAUAGAUGCUGAUAGAAAACUAGAAGAUGUACGACAAGAAAUUGAAGUAAAAAUUUUGUCUUCAACUCAUCUGCCAGCAGAUAAUGCAUCAAAAAGUUCUGGGAUUAUCCAAGCUGAGACAGUGGAGUAUCAUGAUAUUGAAUUACUCAGGAAGUAUGUUGAUGGGUCAGGAGAAAUAUCUUCACCUUUAAGGACAGUAACACCAGAGCUAACACAAGCAACCAGCACAACUGCUAGAGCAGUUUCCUUUGAUGAUAUCAGAACAGGUGUGCCUGAGCUUCAGACAAAGGACACAUUCCCUGUGGUUAUGAGUACAAUUUUUCCAAGAAGAGUUGAAGACACCUCUCAAGAAACCGUGCCUACUUCAUCCACUGAAGAAACCAAGGAGAGUGUAUCUCAAGUAGAUUCUGGUGAAGAAGAGAUGCAUACAACUCUGAAGGCUUCUUUGAAGGAAAUUGAUGGUCCGACCAUAGAAGAUGCUCAGUCCGCAACUGAGCCUGCAAUAUCCUAUAUAUUUGAAGAGGAAUUUUCUGGAGACAGCAUUGCAAGGACUGAAGAUAAAAUAUUCAGCCACGUCCCAGUUGCUGUUAGCACCUCUACACCAACCUCAUUUGAACUUGAUUCUAAAAUCAUUAUGACUGAAAGUUUACCAGCAAAAUCAACUCCUGUGCAUUCUACUGAAGAGCCAUCUCAAAUUUUGACACAGGAACCAGGAAAACAUGUUGAAGUAUCCACUGACAGCAUUAUCUCAUCCUCUGCUAAAGAUUUAUUACAAGAAGAAGAAAGUACAUCAGUAAAGUUCUCUGAAGAUACACAUGAGGAUGAGUUUAAAGCCACACUACCAAUAAUACAGGGAGCUAAACUGGUAGAAUCAGAAACAUUGCCUUCACUGCUGACUUUAGUCAAUGCUUCUACAAAGGAGGAGGCAGGAAAAAGCCAGGUAAUUUUACAGCCAACCGUUCCUGAAAAGAUUUCACAAACGCCAGAAAAGGGGACAGAGGAAGGAAUGGAUAUCAUUACUUCAUCAGAACUUGAUGUGACAUCACGACACAUGGAAAGCACAACAACAGACUCUGUUCCCCUUGAAACUUUAGAGGAAGGAAUAAUCACACAAACAAUAGGUUAUUCAGCAACGGAACAAACAAUAUCUUUACAUGCAGCAAGAAGACCCGGUGAAGAGCUUGGUAUAGGAACAACAACAGAUUCCCACAGAGUCACGCUUAAAGAAGCAGAGUCAAUAACACAAAAUAUUUAUGUUGAGAUUUCUAAAGAGACUGUUAUCAGUGUAACACCUCUAUGGCCAUCUACGGAACGGAAAGAUGAAAAAGGCGUAGCUGAAUCUGUCAGAGUCACAGUUCCCCCAACUUUAUAUGAGAGCGCGACGGAGAAGCUGAAAUCAUUUGACGAGCAGGAACCAACGCUGGUAUUAACAGGUCAUCCGCCAGCGACCUCUGUGGUUGAGUCGUUGGGCCAUGGUAAACCAAUAACUGGUGAACCAAUAACCGGACACGAGACAUCAUUAACUAGUGGAGAGGCUGUUCACAUACCAGUACAUAUUAACCCAUGUGACGAAAGCCCUUGCCAACAUGGAGGAAGUUGUUUCGCACGGGAAACCAGCUUCAUAUGUACCUGUUUGCCUGGAUAUACUGGAGAACAUUGUGAAAUAGAUAUUGAUGAGUGUCAGUCGAACCCUUGCCAAAAUGGAGCCACGUGCAUUGAUGGCGUCAACUGCUUCACUUGUGUCUGCUUGCCAAGUUAUGGCGGUACUGUCUGCGAAAAAGACACAGAGAACUGCGACUUUGGAUGGCACAAGUUCGAAGGACAUUGCUACAAGUACUUCGGCCACCGGCGCAACUGGGAGGACGCGGAGAAGGAUUGUCGCCUGCAGGGAGCUCACCUGUCCAGCAUCCUGACGCACGAGGAGCAACUCUUUGUGAAUCGUAUUGGCCAGGACUACCAGUGGAUUGGCCUCAAUGACAAAAUGUUUGAACGCGAUUUUCGUUGGACUGAUGGAAGCCCUCUGCAAUAUGAAAACUGGCGGCCUCACCAGCCCGAUAGUUUCUUCUCUUCAGGUGAAGACUGCGUGGUUAUGAUCUGGCAUGAGGACGGACAGUGGAAUGAUGUUCCGUGCAAUUACCACCUUACCUACACGUGCAAAAAAGGCACAGUUGCUUGUGGCCAACCACCAGUGGUGAAAAAUGCUAGAACAUUUGGGAAGUUGAAGCCUCGAUAUGAAAUAAACUCCAUGGUCCGAUACCACUGCAGCCGUGGCUUUAUCCAGCGGCAUUUUCCAAUCAUUAAGUGUCGGACCAAUGGAUACUGGGAUAAGCCAAAGGUUGCCUGUUUAACACCUUCCAUAUAUCAGCAAAAUGCCCCCAAGUACAUCCAAGGAUUUUAUCGAAAAGGAACAAAAAGUUCAAAUGGCCACGUCCGACACCAGCAUCCCUGGAUAAACAAAUUAUAUUCGAGGCACUGACUACACCACUGAAUGGUGGGAAAACUGUUCUUUGCAAUUCGAGCCAAACCUGUUCCAAACAGUGCCUAGAGUAACACAUUGGAGGGAGGGGUGGGUUGGGAGGUAAGAGAUUGGGCAGGGUGGGGGAUGAUUUGAUUUGAUGAAACAAAACAUUUGGGAGAGAUCAAACAGCAGUUUCUUCAAAUGUGAUUAAUAACAAAAGAGGACUGCAAAACUCUUCAAGGUGAUAUUAAUGAGUUAAAUUAAAAUGAAAUUGUAGUUCUGUUGCUUGUUCGUGUAUUCCAUGGUACAAAUAUUGCUACAGACGUUGCAUAAGUUGACAAUUCUCAUGCCAUUCAGUAAUGCUUUACAAAUAAUGGGUAAACGUAUUUAUAUGUGGAAAAAACUGUUCUUAAUCUGUUUAGAGCAUGUAGAACAUUUUUGCACCUUUAAUCCAUCAUGAGCUUUCCUUCGUUUCCUCCCUUUCAGUAGUUACAGCCAUAUCAGCAAUCAUAAUUUAACAUUAAACUCACCCUUUUCACUUUUCCAAGCUAAAUUUUCAGAUAGCAGAAUGAAUGAACUUUUUAAAAAUUUCAAAACUGUUAUUACAUCAUCUAGUGGAGCGUUUAAUCCACCUUCUGGCAACAUUUACAGUAUUGCAAGCACCCUCAUGAAGGGUUGGAGAAAGUGUUUAUGCCAUUAUUUAAGAGGUUGCCCAAGGAGCAUUUUGGCUGUUGUUCCCAGAUAUACAAUUCUGAUCUCUACCAUAAGCAAUGUAAAGUCUACAGAUAAUGGAAAAGGCUAACGGUGCAUAAACAUGAGAGAAAACUAUUUUUGUAGAACUUGGAUGAGUAAUUGUCUGAUUUACAAGUGUUCAACAACUCCCUUCCUCAAACAGUCUUUCACUCCUACAGCUGCAAGACCCCUGUGUAGUGUAAUUCUAAGGAUGCCAGGUGGGAUCAAGCCCAGAGACUGCAUUGUGAAGCUGCUCUUUAACUCACAUGGACACAAGCAAUCAAAAUAGCAAAUGCAAAAAGGACGCUAUGUUACCUUUGCAAAAACCAGUUGGUUCUUUGAGGUCAAAGUGCUAAUAUAUUAACUUUCUCAGAUAUGGCAGCUUUUUUGCGGCCCUCACUAAUCACACUACGAUAUGGAGCUGCCUUUUUCUAAGGGUGAAUAUAAACCUCCAGUUUUUUUGUAAAAAAAAACCCAAAAAAAUAAAUUAAUUUUUGUAUAUAUCACCAUCCUAGUUCAUUUUUUAAAUGAAUGUUUGUCAGAAUGUGACAGUUGUAUAGUGUGUGAUGAUGACGUAUGGCCAUUUCGUUUAAUUGAUGGGUUUUUAUUAAUUUGCCUUAGAAGGACUGGAUAGAAUAAAAACAAGCUAUAUUUUUGUAACAUUUCUGCUGUUAACCCUUGGGUAUCUGUAUAAAGCAACACAUGCUUUUAAAAUUAGCACAAUGGAAACAGAUUAAAAUAUUUCAUUUUGAAUUGAAUUUCAAGGGAAUAAUUUUUAUAUUUUGAAAAUUUUCAUUCGAUGUCUAUGGGAAUGGGUGGAGAUUUUCUCACUGAAGGGGGAGUCAAAUCUCACUGAUUUAUUUAAAUUCACCUGUGGAAAGAUUUGAAUAGAAAAAUUAUUUCUAAAUCCAAGGGUUAACAUGGUCAGAGCAAAAAGAAUGUCCGAUAAUUAAAACUGAUCUGGCCAGCAGCAGAUUUUUUUUUUUGAAAUGUUUUGCAGUAAAUUCAUUUUUAAAAGGAAAAUAACCUGGUUACUUCACCCAAUUGUCUUUUUUUUCUUUUUAUGAACAGCAAUAGAAAUGACUCUGUAUGAAAUUCUCCCUUUGCAAUGCACACAAAGCAAUACUGUAUUUAUAUUUUAAAUUGUAUAGUGUAUAAUGUGAAUGUUUGGAAUUUUGUGACUGAAAUGCUGAUAAACUUUUGUUACUUUUUUUACAUGUGUUUCACCAAAGAAACAAAAAAAACAAACUUGGCCAUUCUGUUUCUACUUUCCUGCAUUAGACCUACUGAUAGAACUGACUUGAAACACAUUAUUAAAGAAAAUAAUGAAUCCUCUGGUAAAACUGC
This is a messenger RNA of Mobula hypostoma (lesser devil ray), 17974 nucleotides long. RefSeq names its product versican core protein-like. The record is from RefSeq and is a predicted model, not a curated record. The transcript is spliced from 16 exons. Gene Ontology annotation, biological process: glial cell differentiation; positive regulation of neuroblast proliferation; central nervous system development. The coding region runs from base 305 to 15913 and encodes 5202 amino acids. Lineage: Eukaryota; Metazoa; Chordata; Chondrichthyes; Myliobatiformes; Myliobatidae. Gene Ontology annotation, molecular function: calcium ion binding; hyaluronic acid binding. Gene Ontology annotation, cellular component: synapse; perineuronal net.